Molecule: messenger RNA, 2260 nt
Organism: Bactrocera oleae (olive fruit fly)
Lineage: Eukaryota; Metazoa; Arthropoda; Insecta; Diptera; Tephritidae
Product: myosin heavy chain, clone 203
Source: RefSeq, a predicted model, not a curated record
GGCAGCACCGUUAACUUUAAUGCCAGAGCAAAAAAUAAAAAUUUUCCGGCGGAUGUGCUUUAGAGUAACUUUAUUUUAUUUGUGAGUUUUAAAAUAAUAAAAGUGAGAAAUUUAAGCAUUUUAGUGCAAGUACUUCUAUCGCUGUCUUACACAAAUACUUUAUUAAGUUGAUAUCUGUACCAUAAGUGCAUAAAAUUCGGUACAAGGCCAUUUCAAAUGAAAUUGAAUUUCGUAUGUGCAGCGGCUAUUUUCCGGUUUGGUUUCGUUUGAUACGAGCGGUUGUGCGGCUACUGCAGAAGGUUAUGAAUACGCUGUUAUUUUUACAAUAAAAUAUAUAUUUGAAAGUAAUGGUCGAAUUUUAAGUUUACGCUAACGUCAAGUUUUAGUGCAAAUUUAAGUGAAAUUUACCAACUUCAACAAAAGUAACACGUUAAAGACUCGAGGUGCAUACAAACAGUAAUCCUGGUUGACCUUGUAAGGUUAAACUGUAAGUUUGCAGUGUGACUAUUGCUUAUUAAACGGAUUUGUAACGGUAACAUUCAGUGUAGAACAAAAGAAAUGUGAAACAAAAUUUGCUGAGAAUUAGCACGUGAAAAGCAAGCAAAUUAAUUGAAAUUGAAUAAAAAUUUAUUGAAUAUCACAGCGAUCACUCAUAUUACUAAAAUUAUAAUAAAGCGUUACAUAUGUUGUUUAUAAGUGUUUUGUGGAGUUUCUGCGGAAAAUUUUAUAGCGAAGCUAUAAAUAAAAUAUGUUUAUCGAGUGAGCAUUAAAUUACAUUCAAUAUUAGCUUUUGAAAUAUCAAAGAAGAAACAUUUUUGUGAAGUUUACUGGCACUACUCGUGUACAAAUCUAAAUAAUUAAAAAUCAAGAACCGAAUAUUUAAAACUAAAACCAUGCCCAGAACUAAUUCAAGUAAAGCAAAUCGCAAGGAAUCAGUAUCUAAACCAAAUAUAUUACAACAAAACAACAUGAAGUACACUGAAAGUAAUGCAGCUGCAAGAGGUACCGCUGAGAAAGUAUUUGUUAAUUCACAAAAUGUUCAAGAAGCGCUACAAACAUUCAUAAAUCGCCAUCGAAGCAGUUUAGAAAAACUAACAGAACAAAAUAGUAAGCUGGGUCAACAAAACUCUCUCUUAAAUGCACAAAUGAAUAAUCAACAGGGCACCAUAUUGGCGCUAAAUGAAAAAAUUGCAGUUGGGGAAAAAGAGCUUACCAAAUACAAAGAAGAGCAAACGCGUUUGAUGGAAGAUAAAAGUUUGCUCCGCACUGAAUUGUUGACUUAUAAAAAACGCUGUGAUGAAUUGAUGAUUUCCAGUGAAAAGGAGCUGAAGGAGUGUGGUGAAAAGGAGGCGGUGUUGAAAAAUGAGCUUGAUGCGAUUCGUGAAGAAUUGCAAGCCAAGCACGCUGAAUUUGAAAACAAUAAUGCAGAGCUUAUAAAAACUCGAAAUGAAAUCAAUGAAAGCAAACUGCAACUGGAACAAAUACAGAAAUCUAACAGUGAUUUGCAGGAAGAAUUGUUGCAGAAAGAAAAAACCAUUAAUACCUUGCGUAAAGAACAUGCCGACUAUAAAACUGAAACAGAGAAAACGAUCAAUAAAAUGCAAGAAAUCCAGCAAAUAUUCUAUCCGAACGCCAUAAAUCCCUUGCCGCAUAUACAACGGAACGACGAGAGCCGCUCAACGCAACCUGUCAGCAUUACUGUGCAGCCGAGACCGCAGAGCCGCGCUGUCUUAAAGCGCAGUUCUUCGUCAUCGUCAUCGGAAGCCGAUAUGGAAAAUGAGGAGCGCGUAUUACUGCGCGGUUGGAGACCAGCGAGAAAUAUUAAAAGUUUACCGACACGAUCUGAAAGUGGUAGAGGUUCAACGGAUAUUCCACCAACAUCAGAAAGCGGUGGUGAACCUACCAUACAAAAGCGUUCUCGGCGUUAGAUUAAGAAAGUUAUUUAUAUUAUUAACUUAUAUUAUCUCUAAAACAGCAAUUCCUAUAUAUUCGUAUUGUAAUCAGUUGAUAAGAAAAUAUUUUUAUGUCAUUAUUUUCAAGCGAAAAAAAAAAUACUUUGAAAAGUUUAAUAUACACUUAAGUACUCAAGAAUAAGUGUACAUUUAAAAGAUAUUAAAUAUUAAUUACAUGUAAUUAGGCUUUAAGAUCCGAAGUGAUAGCUGUAAAUGAAGUGUGUUUUCAAAUAAGUGGCAACUUAAUGAUUACAUUUCUUUUUGUUUUUUACUUACCAUACAUAAAGUUUAAUAUUUUAUCACUCCAA